This is a messenger RNA of Limanda limanda (common dab), 1229 nucleotides long. RefSeq names its product calmodulin-regulated spectrin-associated protein 1-B-like. The record is from RefSeq and is a predicted model, not a curated record. Gene Ontology annotation, molecular function: calmodulin binding; microtubule minus-end binding. The transcript is spliced from 4 exons. Gene Ontology annotation, biological process: cytoplasmic microtubule organization; negative regulation of microtubule depolymerization. Lineage: Eukaryota; Metazoa; Chordata; Actinopteri; Pleuronectiformes; Pleuronectidae. Gene Ontology annotation, cellular component: microtubule minus-end. The coding region runs from base 879 to 1229 and encodes 116 amino acids.
CUUUCUAUGAUUUAAUGUGUUUUGGGAAAGACUUAAAUGUUUCAGUUGUAAAUAUUAAUAUAAACAUAACAUUUGGACGAAUGUGGGACCUCAACUGAUUCUUCUCUGUUCCCAUAGCAACAGGGAGACACAGUGACAGGAAGGCAUUACUUCACAUACUGGAGUAACUGGUGCGUGUGGUUUUUUGCAAAUUCCUGUUUAUUUAACAACUUUCUUUCUGAGGACUCUCCUCUGCAGUGGUCGUGUGUGUGUGCGUCGGAGGGAAGAGAAAAACGAGUUGGAAGCCGACAGCAAAUCAGAGACAGGAAAGAUGUCAAAUGGAGGAGGAGGGAAAUGAGUGAGAAGUCCUCUGACGAAGUGAUGAAGACUGGAAACAAAGUGGAGCAUCCUUCUAAUUCUGACAAGGAAGAGGAAAUAAAUCAAAUGGAAGAUAUAGGAACCCAGGCCCACAAGGACAUGAGGACAAGAGGACCGACCUCAGUGAGACGGACGAGUUGUUGAACCAAAAAUCAAGACCCGAAAUCUUCCUCCAGCGAAUCAGAGCAGAGGAAUGAAUCCAAACAGACAGGAGGCAGGAAACAGAAUUAUGAGACUCAAUAACAACACACUCUCAUCAGUUGGAUCUGACUGCAUGCAGCAUUUAUUUGUUCAUGUUUCAUACGUGGAAACAGUCAGCCUAACUCCGGAGGAGCUGGCUCUCAGCGUCUCAUCAUUGUUCGGCCUGGACUUCCUUUCAUACCAGCUGUGGCUCUGGAGAGUGGUUUCCAGGACAACAUCACAACAAUCUAACUUCAGAACGACACCGGCACAACGGCUCCACUGCUGAAUACACUGGUCCCAAACUGUUCAAGGAGCCUAGCACCAAGUCAAACAAGAAGAUGAUCCACAACGCCAUCUCUCACUGCUGCCUGGCAGGCAAAGUCAGCGAGCCCCAGUGGAACCAGAUCCUAGAGGAGCUGGAGAAGUGCGAGUCCAACCACCUGAUGAUCCUGUUUCGUGACGCCGGCUGUCAGUUCCGAGCGCUCUACAAGUACCACCCCAACACCGAGGAGAGCCAGAAGCUGACCGGCACCGGACCCAAGAGCAUCAGCAAGAGCAUGAUCGACAAGCUGUACAAGUACAGCUCCAACUGGAAGCAGUUCACAGUCCUUCCUGCCAAGAAUGUGUCAAUGAGCGUGAUCGCCCUGACCAUCCACAACCACCUGUGGCAGGUCAAGAGGAGUGUAUAG